This is a messenger RNA of Diutina rugosa, 1761 nucleotides long. Its product is annotated as protein-lysine N-methyltransferase. NCBI's taxonomy places the organism in Eukaryota, Fungi, Ascomycota, Pichiomycetes, Serinales, Debaryomycetaceae. The transcript has a single exon. The coding region runs from base 1 to 1761 and encodes 586 amino acids. The record is from RefSeq and is a predicted model, not a curated record. Gene Ontology annotation, molecular function: protein-lysine N-methyltransferase activity. Gene Ontology annotation, biological process: peptidyl-lysine monomethylation. Gene Ontology annotation, cellular component: nucleus.
AUGAUCGCCGACCUAGUCCAAUGGGCCGAGGCCAAUGGCGCUCAACUCAGUCCCGGGAUCACAGCCAAGAGUCUCGGCACUGGAAACCUUGGUGUGGUUGCUGACGGCAGCCACCCGGACGUCGAGAUCUCGGUGCCUUCGAAACUUAUGAUCCACGCCAAUUUAGCUGAUUCGGCUGAAUAUGGCGACUCUCCCAGUCUUUCUCGACUCAAAUUAUAUUUGGCCAAGGAGAGAAACAAUCCGAGCAACUUCUACCAGCCGUACUUUGCCGCUUUGCCCGAUUUCGAUGCCAUCAACCUGCCGUUGACAUGGCUGGCAGAACACCAGCUGCUCUUGAAGGGGACUAAUCUUGGUGGGUCUAUCAAGGACCAUUUGUCCAAGCUUAUUGAAGAAUGGUGGCAGGCAGUGGAACGGCUUCCGGCUACGGUGGAAAAGCCCGCCACUCAUUUUAUGAACCAGAAGUUCUACUACGAGCUGAAGUUCUAUGAAGCCGACGAUAUGUACAAAUAUUUGCACGAGUACGAUGUGGCUAACUGGACAUCAUUUCCUGCCUACCUUUGGGCGCUGCUUAUCCUUAAACUGAGAGCUUUCCCUGCCUACUUGGCCCGGGAAGACUUGGAAAAGUAUGGCCCUGUAAAGGCUAAUGACGUGAUGUUGGUACCGAUAAUUGAUUUGUUGAACCACUCACCAUCGGCUAAGGUCGACUGGGUGUUUGACCAAGGUAAAUUUACUUUUAAGACGACCAUAUCCACUGUGGGUGAAGUGCACAACAAUUACGGCAUGAAAGGCAACGAGGAGUUGCUUUUGGGCUACGGGUUUGUCCUUGAAAAUAACCAAGCCGAUACCGCUGCAGUAAAGAUUAAGAUCCCCGAGGUAUUGGUGGAAGAACUCAAACUGGAGGGGGUGAAACUUCCUACCAUUUCCGACUAUACCAUGAGUGUGGUCGACACCAGCAAAACCACAGAGGAAACUGACGAGAAGGAAGAAACUGCUAGUCCCAGUGACGGCACAAUCUUCUUCCUUUCUCAAGUACUGUUGCCGCCGGCUUUAGUGCUGGUAUUUUCGAUCUUAGUCCGCAACCGGUGGGACCAACCCGGUCUGCUCCGGGCUAAGCUUAUGGGGUUACUGUCACUCACCCAAGCGCUUGAGGCGAAGCUGGAGUUGAUCAAUGUGCCAGAGGGAAACUCGGAAGUGGAGACGACGGUGAGAAUUUAUGCCCAGAGCCAGAAGCUGAUCUUCAAGCUGGCGUUGAAGCACAUCAAAAGCGAGACGAAACAGUUGUUUGCCGACCACAAAUCGCAGCUUGUCACUCUGAAAACGGUGUACAAGUACGAUGUGAAAAUUACUAAUGCCUUGCUCUUAGCGUUUGGGUUCACGCUGCUUGAAGACGUCUACGCCCACCAGUUCCAGGACCAGAUGUGGUUGUUGUGGCUUGUCAGAUGUGCCAACCGCGACGCCUACGUUGAUCCUGAAUCUGAUGAAGGCGAUGAAGAUAACUGGCUUCCUAAGUGGGUUAAAACUUGCUUUGACCGGGUGGCUAAUGAGUGUGAAGUUUCUCCUCAGGAAAUCAUCGCUUACAAGGAUAUCUACCAACAAUUGGUGCCUCCCUUGGCUCAAGCGGUUCCUGAAGUGUUUGGUAAAGGUGAUUGGGGAGUUAAAAACUUCAUCCUUGCCGCAAAGCUUUUGGACUUGGUUAGUUUCGUCCGCGGUAAGGACCAAGAGUGUAUCGUGGUCGAACCCGAGGCCGUGGCCAAGGCGUAA